AUGGAUAACAGUACGCCCAUAAAAUUAAUAAGUUUUAAUUGUAAGAGCGUAGUGAGAUCCGCGGAAUGUAUUAGAAAGCUCUGCCUCAAGGCAGAUGUCGUUGCACUGCAAGAGACCUGGUUGCUGCCACAUGACUUGUCCUACCUGGGUACCAUCGACGACGGGUUUGCAUUUACCGGGACCUCUGCUGUAGAUACGUCUGUUGGAGUAUUGAGAGGCAGGCCGUACGGUGGAGUGGCUCUGCUAUGGAGAAAGUCAACGUUCCCGUGUGUCACCGCGUUAACUAGUGCUAGUGUUCGAGUGGCAGCUAUUAAAAUAGUGCACGGUGAUCGAUCGAGUUUAGUUGUGUCGGUGUACAUGCCUACCGCGAAACCGGAAAACUUACUCGAAUAUACGGAGUGUCUUAGUGAAAUAAACGCGUUAAUAGAAAACAACGACGUAGAGGCUGUGUAUGUGCUUGGGGAUUUUAAUGCACACCCGGGUGAGUUAUUUUCAAACGAACUAUUGAACUUCUGUGUCGAACGAAAGUGGUCGUGUGUGGACAUGGAAAUGCUUCCUCUAGACAGUUAUACAUUCGUGAGUGAUGCGCACGGCUGUCGGCGCUGGCUCGAUCACUGCGUGACGACCGACGCGGCCAGUCGCUCGAUUUGUAAUGUUGCGAUACUAUAUGAUGUUUACUGGUCUGAUCACUUGCCUUUAAUUGUUGAGUGUAAUUUUCAACUUAUAACGCCUAAGUUGACAUCCCCUAACACCAGGGUUAAUAAAGUUAUUUGGGGGGAAAGAAGCUCAGAACAGACCAGUAAAUACUCGAAGUUAUGUCAAAAUGAGCUUAGUAAGAUAGUGUUUCCUGCGCAUUUUUGCGAAUGCGCCGAUGGUUUCUGUAGUGACAUUAAACAUAGAUACGAUUUAAAACGAAUGUAUGAUAACAUAGUGCAAAUACUUAGAGAGGCGGCUGUGAACUCCUAUGUGGGCCCUACUUUUCGAAAACAUAGAUCUGUACCGGGAUGGAAUAUGCAUGUCAGUGACGCUCACAGGACGGCACGAUUAUUCUAUCAAAAUUGGCUUCUUAUGGGUAAGCCAAAGGGGGGAUCGGUUUAUGAGGAGAUGAGGGAAAGCAGACGGGUUUUUAAGUCAAAAUUAAAAUUGUGUCAGGAAAAUGAAAAUCAAAUAAAGUUAGAUAUCAUAGCGCAACAUCACGCAAGUAAAAAUUUUAGUAAAUUUUGGAAGAAAACAAACAAAUUGAAUCCAAAGUCAAAUAGCCGCCCUGCGAGCGUUGCUGGCUUUCACGAACCCCGUGAUAUAGCAAACUUUUUUAGACAACAUUUCAAGGUUGAUCUAUCGAGCAGCUCCGGUACUCGGAUGCUCAAUACUGUGCAACCGAAGUCAAUAAACGUUAGAUUUUCCGCUAACGAUGUAAAGAGGGUCAUAAGUCAGAUGGUACGAGGUAAGUCACCCGGUCACGAUGGGCUCAGUAUUGAGCAUCUGAAGUAUGCAGAGCCUGACUUGUCUAGAGUUCUCGCUAUGUUUUUUAACUUAUGUAUAAGUCACAGUUAUCUGCCAGAGGGUCUUAUGUACACCAUAGUAGUACCUAUAUUGAAAAAUAAAACAGGGGAUGUAUCCGAUGUGUCCAACUAUAGACCAAUCUCACUCGCUACGGUCAUAGCUAAGGUACUGGACAGUCUGCUUGAUAAGCAGUUAGAGGGGCAUAUUAAGCUUCAAGACUCCCAAUUUGGUUUUAGACCGGGUCUUUCUACAGAGAGUGCCAUCCUAUGCCUCAAGCAGACUGUACAGUACUAUACAGCUAGAAAAACUCCAGUUUAUGCCUGUUUUCUGGAUUUAUCAAAAGCUUUUGAUACAAUACGGUAUGAUGUGCUCUGGACAAAAUUAAGGGAGGAGACUGAUGUACCCUGCGAGGUUGCAUCUGUGCUAGAAUACUGGUACUACAACCAACGGAAUGUUGUAAAGUGGGCGGGCACGCACUCAGAAAUGUACGGGUUGGAAUGUGGGGUUAGACAGGGGGGCUUGACCUCUCCUCGUUUGUUUAACCUUUAUAUGAACGGGCUGCUUGCCGAGCUUAGAAAUUGCAACAUUGGCUGUCAUAUCGGGGGCGUCUGCGUAAAUAACAUCAGUUACGCUGACGAUAUGGUACUGUUAAGCCCGUCUAUAGGUGCACUGCGCAAAUUAAUGCGGAUUUGUGAACGGUACGCUGAGGCCCAGGGACUCAGAUAUAACUCGAAGAAGAGUGAACUCCUAGUGUUUAAGGCCGGCAAGAAAGUCUAUGCGAAUGUGCCACCUUUAUAUCUUGGAGGUGUUGCUUUAAAUAGAGUAGAACGUUUUAAGUAUCUGGGUCACUGGGUUUCGGACAACCUCAGUGAUGACGAGGAUGUGGAGCGAGAGCGCAGGGCACUGGCCGUGCGCUGCAACAUGCUGGCCCGAAGGUUUGCAAGGUGUAGUGAUAGUGUAAAAGUAACUCUGUUUAAGGCAUAUUGCCAAUCCUUCUACACCUGCAGCCUUUGGGUCAGGUAUACGCAGCGUGCGUACAACGCCCUGAGAGUCCAGUACAACAAUGCAUUCAGAGUGCUGCUCGAGUUGCCGCGUUACUGCAGUGCCUCCGAAAUGUUUACUACGAGGCGCGUUGAUAGCUUUAAGGCUAUUAUUCGUAAGAGGUGUGCAUCCAUGCUCCGGAGGCUACGAACCAGCUCGAACGGCAUUCUGAGUGCACUGGCGGACCGCUGGGACUCAGCAAUACUGCGCCACUGGAUACGGCUACAUUCUGACUGA
Messenger RNA from Melitaea cinxia (Glanville fritillary), 2781 nucleotides. RefSeq lists its product as uncharacterized. Lineage: Eukaryota; Metazoa; Arthropoda; Insecta; Lepidoptera; Nymphalidae. Gene Ontology annotation, molecular function: catalytic activity. The record is from RefSeq and is a predicted model, not a curated record. The transcript has a single exon. The coding region runs from base 1 to 2781 and encodes 926 amino acids.